AUGCGUUCGUCAAAUGGACCAUCGAAGUUAUUUGUUGGUGAUAUUGGUAAUAAUCGUAAAUCGGAUUUAAAUCGUUUAUUCAGUAAAUAUGGUGAAAUUGCAACAAUUUAUAUUGAUGAUAAUAAACGUUUUGCUUUUGUGGAAUUUACAUCAUCAAAUGAUGCACAACGUGCAUUGCGACAUACAAAUAAUAAAACAGUGAAUGGUUCAAGACUUCGUGUUGAAUAUGCUAAAUCGGAUAAAAUAUCUCGCGAUAAUCGACGUCCAUUAUCGCGCGAACGUUCACCAGCAUCACUUUUGUAUAAUCAUUUACAGGUAACUGCAAAUCGUUUACCACCCAUGCAAGCUAUACGUCAAAGCUACUAUCAAUAUCAUCCAUCUACAAUAGUGCCUAAUUCAACUAUGUCUCGUGGUCGUUCAUUAACACCACCUUCAUAUAAACAAAAUGCUCGUUUAUCAUCGAUGAAUCAUUUACGAACACAAGAUUUCUAUCCACCAUAUUAUCCUCAGCAUUCAACUGUUUAUACAGAUUCAGCUUAUUAUCGAGCAUACGGAGAUCCAUAUUUAAUGCAACGAUUACCACCACCAACUUUUCUUCCUCCAACAUCAUCAUCACCACCGCCACCGCCACCACCACCAUCAUCAUCAUCGUCAUCGCAUGCUUAUCGAAAUAUGUAUUCAUCAUCUGGUUCUCAUCGUUAUCCACCAGUAACGUCUCAUAGACGAACACGACGAAGUCGUAGUCGUAGUGGACGCAGAAAUUCAACAUCACGAAAAACUCGAUCUAGUCGUGAAAGAAAACGUAAACGACGAACUUCAUCAUCAUCGUCAUCUUCUUCUGAAGAACAACGUGAGCGUGGUCCACAAACACCACCAUCAUCAAAUCGGACUAAAAAACGAUCGCGCUCAGGUUCUGAUGCAAUUGCUUCGACAUCAGAACAAAAAUCAGCUUCAUCAUCUUCUUCUGAAGAUGAAACUUACGAAGAUAAACAAUCAAAUUCCAGAAACAUUGAAUUGAAGCAAGCAGGNAUAGAAGAUGUACCUUCUAUAGAAUUUGAAUCAACAUCACGAUUAAUAAGAGAAAGUAUACCUUUAAUUGAAAUCGAAUCAUCAACAACUACUGCAGCAUCAUCACCAACAUCAACAGAUUCCAAGUGUUCUGUAACACGUUCAAAAAAGAUUAUUAUUCGUAAAUCAAAUAAAUCCAAACAAACACUAUCAAUACCAAAAGCUAUUGAAAUAUCAACACCAAUAACUGAAGAUAUAUCUGAUGAUGAUGAUAUGCCACUUAUUGAUAUACGUAAACAUAAAACAAAAUCUUUUGAUACAUUAUCAAUUCCAUCUGUAAAAGAUUCUAUUAUUCCAUUAGCUACUGAUCUUCAAUCAUUACCUGGUCAUUGCCAACAUGAAAUACGUGAUAUUCGUUUUUUAAAUUAUUCUGAUAUAGAUACAUUAUCAAUGCAUUUUAAUACAUGUUUAUAUAUUGAUGAAAGAUCAUCAUCAGCAACAAGACAAUAUAUAUAUAAAAAACAUUAUAAUGUAUGGAAUAAAAUUUUAAAAUUAUAUUAUGUAAAAACAUUUCGAAAAAAAUUUUCAUCAGAAAAGUCUUCAAAUAAAAAUGAUAAUUAUAAACAACAACCAUUAUCUGUGAUAAGUUCACCAACAUCAAUAUCAUUUAAAACGGAUUGGAAUGUUAAUCGAAGAAAUUCAUCAGCAACACAUCGACAUACACCAAAGAAUUUCUUUCAUAUUUUACAAUUAACUCCUAAAACACAAUUAAUACAAUCAGAUACUUCAUCAUCAUCAUCAUCAUCAUCAUCAAUAACAACAAAAUCACCAAUUCAAACUUUUGAACGUAUGAAAGAUAUUCUUGCACGUACUUAUUAUCCACAUUUUUAUAAAGCUAUUGAAUAUGGUUAUCAAUUUGGUACAAAAUCAAAAUUUCCAAAUACACAACAAUUAAUAACUACACAUAAUGACAUUAUAGAUAUUAAAGAAAUGCCUGAAUCACCAAAUUUACUUGAUGAUUCCAUAACCAUUACACUUAAAUCUCCACCAUCAACAACAAGACGUGAUUCAAAUGUAAUUCAACAAUCACCUAUAGUAACACCAACAACAAAUGAACAAAAACUUAAAAAAGCAAAAAUCGAUGAUAAAUCUUUAAUACCAAAACAGAAUCAAUGUCAUACGAAUGAAAAUAUUGAUGAAUUAUCACCAUGGAUAAUAAGAAAAUCAGUUGUUAUUUUAACACCAGCUAAAAUUCCUUUACUAUCACCGCCAUUAAGUGAAAAAGAAAAAAAUUUACAUACAACAAAUCGAAAACGUAAAUCAUCAAUUACAACAACUCCAAAUAUUACAGAACGAAAAAAGAAAAGAAUUGUAUCAUCACCAUCACCAGAAAUAAUUAAUCAAAUUGAAAAUAUUUCUGAUUCGGAAAGUGAUGAAGAUUUGUUACCUUCUGAAUUGCCAAAACAGUGUUUUAUUAAAAAUGGUCUUCGUUCAAAUUAUUAUAAAACAACAACAACAAAUACUAAUUCCAAGCCUUCUAGUAAUAAAAAUCGUCUUGAAAAUCGACGACGACAAUCAUCAGGUUCAUUACCACCAUUUUAUAUGGGAAUAUUUGAAUCUGAUGAUGAUAAAUCAUCAUAUAUUAAUUAUCAUCUUCCCUAUGACAUUUAUUGGUUUGGUCAACAACAAGCAAAAGAAACAACAAUAAUUAAUCCUCCUACUCCUUCUUUAGCAUCUUCAUCAACAUCAACGUUUCAACAUACAAAGAAAAAAUCUAAUAAACCAAAACAAAAACAACCAUUACCUUAUAAAAAAAUCUUACGCAAUGUUUAUAUAGAUCAAUUACGACAAAAUCUUUUAUCAUCAUAUAGUAUAGAAAAAGCACCUGUUUGCGAUUGUAAACCACCUGGAAUAUGUGAAGAUGGUGUUUGUCUUAAUCGAAUGAUAUUUACAGAAUGUCUUCCAGAUUGUGCUUGUAGUGUUAAAUGUAGUAAUCAAAAAAUUCGUAAAAGUCAAUGGUUUAAACAUCUUGAAGUAUUCGAUACAAGUAAAUACGGACAAGGUUUACGUACAACCGCUCCAAUAGCAAAAGGUACAUUUGUAUGUGAAUAUGUUGGUGAAAUAAUAACUGAAGAAAAAUUUCAUGAACGUAUGGCAAAUUUAUAUUCAAAAGAUGAACAUCAUUAUACGAUGAAAUUAACACAAAAUUUAGUUAUUGAUGCUUAUCGUAUGGGUAGUAUAGCACGUUUUGCUAAUCAUUCAUGUUCACCGAAUUGUGAAUUUCAAAAAUGGACUGUUGAUGGUUUACAACGUAUGUGUAUGUUUUCAUUACGUCCAAUAAAAGCAGGUGAAGAAUUAACAUAUGAUUAUAAUUUUCAAUGUUUUAAUUUACAAGCUCAACAACCAUGUUAUUGUGAAAGUUCAAAAUGUCGAGGUACAAUUGGUACAAAACAACAACCAACAUUAACAACAACAACAAAUAAUACAUCAGUAACAACCAUACAAAAAUUAACCCAACGUGAAAAGCGAAUGAUUUUACACUCAUCUAUUUUUCUUUUACGGAGUUUAAAACGAAUUAAAGAAAAACAAGAAUUAAGGAAAAAAAUUGAUAAUAAAUUAAAACAAUAA
Messenger RNA from Rotaria sp. Silwood2, 3636 nucleotides. NCBI's taxonomy places the organism in Eukaryota, Metazoa, Rotifera, Eurotatoria, Philodinida, Philodinidae. The record is from the annotation of a GenBank genome assembly.